Messenger RNA from Penicillium subrubescens, 1305 nucleotides. RefSeq names its product glycoside hydrolase family 130 protein. The record is from RefSeq and is a predicted model, not a curated record. Lineage: Eukaryota; Fungi; Ascomycota; Eurotiomycetes; Eurotiales; Aspergillaceae. The transcript is spliced from 2 exons. The coding region runs from base 1 to 1005 and encodes 334 amino acids.
AUGCCAGCAUCGCGACAGAAUGAGGUUAAUUACACGGCACCAUACUUCCCCCUGCUUGGCUUUGAGCAGUAUGCAGGCAACCCUAUUAUGAGACCUGAUGCCAGUCACCCUUGGGAGUCCGCAUAUCUCUAUAACCCGAGCGCCAUCGUGAUGGACGACAUGGUCUUCCUCCUUUAUCGAGCCCAGGAUGCCCAGAAAACGUCUAGCAUCGGUCUUGCCUGGUCCAGUGAUGGGUAUAGUUUCACUCGGUACUCCCAGCCCAUUAUCGCCCCCACGGAACCAUACGAGACCCCGGGCGGAUGUGAGGACCCCCGAGUCGUUCGCGUCGAUGGAACCUUCUAUCUGACCUACACGGCCUACGAUGGCAAGGUCGCCCGCCUUUGCCUUGCGACCUCGACCGAUCUCGUCAACUGGAAGAAAUAUGGUCCUAUCUUACCCGAUUUCAUCGAGACUGUGUACAACUGGCGCGAACCCGUUACCUACUUUAGUUCCAACGCGCCCGGCUGGACCAAAAGCGGUGCUAUCAUUGAUGAGCGCCAGCCUGAUGGUUACUACUACAUGCAAUUUGGAGAUACCUACCUCUAUACCGCAAACUCGACCGACUUGAUUCACUGGGAAGUCUCAGGCGACGGAAAGCCGUUCGCUCCUUUGAUGAACGUGUGGGAGCAAGCUUUGACUGAGAGUGGGCCGCCUCCUAUCAAGACAAGAGACGGCAAGUGGUUGAAGAUCUACAAUGGAAUGGCUACCGGUGGUGUAGGUGGUUAUGCAGUUGGUCAAUAUAGCACUGGACAGAUGCUCAUUGAUCCGGCCAAUUCUCCCCUGGGCCCUCCUAUUGCACGCCUCGAGACUCCUAUCUUGCAGCCCACGACCGCCACGGAAAUUACCGGGCAAGUUGAUAAUGUCGUGUUCAGUGAGGGUUUGGUGCAAUUCAAGGGCAAGUGGCUACUUUACUUUGGAGCUGGAGAUGCGUUCCUGUCGGUGGCCCAGACUCCUGUGCAGCCCUAGAUGAGUUCAGAGGCCGAUUUCAAUAGCCUGUAACUGUUCUUUCGUGUAAUCCCGAGUAAAAUUGAGUCGAAUGUACUUGGGAUUGCUGUAUUUCUUGCAAAUUCAAAAAUUUCAAUUGGAGAUGGUUAUCCAGGAUGGACACACAGAGUACGGACGAUGAAGUACAACAAGAACAGCAAAGACAUCGAUAAAUUAGAUUUUUGACAAUGAACAUAAUUCCAAAGAGGCAAUUCUUUGAGCCAAUUCCAGUCCUCAGUAAACAAAAAGAUUCCCGUAUCAUGACGAUCUAGUAAUUUUGAU